Messenger RNA from Arabis nemorensis, 357 nucleotides. The record is from the annotation of a GenBank genome assembly. NCBI's taxonomy places the organism in Eukaryota, Viridiplantae, Streptophyta, Magnoliopsida, Brassicales, Brassicaceae.
AUGAUGCAGAAUCAGUUUCAGAUGGUACAAGGAUCAAUAAGUGGAGGAGUUAGAAGAAAGAGAGGGAGGGUGAUGAUGGUAGAGGCAAUGGAUAAAGUUGCAGCUCAGAGACAAAAGAGGAUGAUCAAGAACCGUGAAUCCGCUGCUCGGUCUAGGGAACGAAAACAGGCAUAUCAAGUGGAGUUAGAGACUUUGGCUGCGAAAUUAGAGCAAGAGAAUGAACAGCUUUUGAAGGAAAUUGAAGAGAAGACUAAAGAGAGAUACAAGAAGCUUAUGGAGCAAUUGAUUCCUGUUGAUGAGAAACCGAAGCCAUUGUUGUCUCGGUCUUUAAGCAGGAGCCACUCCUUGGAAUGGUAA